CAGCGCUGAGGGAGGGAGGCGGAGGAGCCCUCCGAGGUGGAGGUAAAGCCUGCCCCGGGACRUUUGAGAGGGGGAGAAGGUGAGAAGCAGAGCACUGGGAACAUGGCCCUGCGAGACAGAGGAGCCAGCAGCAGCUCCAUCAAUGACAAGCAGGAACAGAACUAUAAUCGUGUUAUUGCAAUUGUCUUCCUGGCACUCUUCAUCGACUUGUUGGGAUUCGCUCUCAUCUUGCCACUGUUUCCUUCCAUCCUUGAUUACUACAGCCAGACUGGGGAUGGAUUCUAUUUAUCAUUGCAACGUGGUGUAGACUGGUUUGCAGUGAUGGCUGGAAUACCUCCGGAGAGGAAAUACAACAGUGUCUUGUUUGGAGGUCUGAUUGGCUCAAUCUUUUCCAUCCUGCAGUUUUUCUCCUCUCCCCUCACUGGUGCAGUGUCAGACCACUGGGGCAGAAGGCCUGUCAUCCUAAUGACAGUGAUGGGUUUGAUAGCAUCAUACUCACUGUGGGCUGCCUCUCGGACUUUUGGCGUUUUUCUUCUCUCCAGGAUCAUAGGUGGGAUAAGCAAAGGGAAUGUCAGCCUCUSCACAGCUAUAAUUGCUGACUUGCACUCUCCAAAAGCACGGAGCAAGGGCAUGGCCAUGAUUGGUGUUGCUUUCUCCCUGGGCUUCACCCUGGGCCCCAUGAUGGGCGCUUACCUCGCCACGCACACGGAGAGAGGAGAAGUCUUCUACCUSCGCUCAGCAUUGUCAGCUCUCGUGUUUUCUGUGGCUGAUUUCAUUUUCAUCUUCCUCCUYCUUCCAGAGACACUUCCCAAGGAAAAACGGGUCUCUUCUGUGACAUCUGGGUUUCAGGCAGCAGUUGAUUUGCUCAGUCCUUUGGCUUUAUUUCAGUUCUCUGCAGUCACCCGAGGAAAGGAAUCCCCUUCAGAGCAGAAUCUUCAGAAUCUGAAAAUUCUGGGCCUGGUUUACUUCYUGUACCUCUUCCUGUUUUCUGGCUUGGAGUAUACGCUGAGUUUUCUCACUCACCAGAGAUUCCACUUCAGCAGCAUGCAGCAGGGCAAGAUGUUUUUCUUUAUUGGAAUAACAAUGGCUGUGAUCCAGGGAGGCUAUGCUCGCCGAAUCAAGCCAGGAAAUGAAAUCAGAGCUGUAAAAAGGGCUAUUAUGCUGCUGAUUCCAGCGUUCCUGUUAAUUGGAUGGGCUGCAAAUGUGACCAUGCUGGGCGCUGGACUGUUGCUGUACUCCUUUGCUGCUGCCAUUGUCAUCCCGUGUUUGUCAGCAGUGGUGUCAGGCUAUGGCACUGCCAGCCAGAAGGGACGAGUCAUGGGCAUCCUGAGGAGCCUGGGCGCCCUGGCCAGAGCCCUGGGACCCAUCCUGGCAGCUGCAGUUUACUGGCUGGCUGGGGCAGAGAUUUGCUUCACUGUCUGUGGAGCUUUGUUCCUUGUCCCCUUGGCUUUACUCAGGUCUAUAAAACAGCAGACAAAGGAGGAGUAGGAAGGAAGAACCACAAAACUAUCACCAGCUUCCAAGGACCUCUGCAAGACCUGACUCUUGGCACCUGACUCUGCUGAGCGAAUGGGAAAAGGAGGAUUUUGAUCUUCUGGAAGGACAUACACAAUGACCGGGUGCAGCAAUAACACACAGCAGUUAAGUUUAAGGUGGCCUCCCAGCCAGCUGGGUUAGCUUUGCAAAUAGGAAAAAAAAACCGAAUGAAAACAGACACACACACACACUCCCCAAAGAGUUGAGUAAGGCAUUAAGAACAGCAGAGA
This is a messenger RNA of Malurus melanocephalus (red-backed fairy wren), 1766 nucleotides long. RefSeq names its product major facilitator superfamily domain containing 10 (gene SLC75A1). Gene Ontology annotation, cellular component: brush border membrane. NCBI's taxonomy places the organism in Eukaryota, Metazoa, Chordata, Aves, Passeriformes, Maluridae. Bases 103 to 1488 code for a protein of 461 amino acids. The record is from RefSeq and is a predicted model, not a curated record. Gene Ontology annotation, biological process: transmembrane transport. The transcript is spliced from 13 exons. Gene Ontology annotation, molecular function: transmembrane transporter activity.